AUGGAAAACGUAAAUUUCAGUGAUAAAGUUGAAACUUAUUUUUCGGAAUUGGGUCGAUGGAAAGUGUGGCGCUGUAUAGUAUUGGGUCAAGUGUUGUCUCUUUUGUUAAGUGGUAAAUGUAUUCUUACCACCCUCCUACAAAGUGCAACCUGGCAAUUUCCUACCACUGGCCAGCUCAUUGUACCCUAUUUAAUUCUUUUUAUCUUGUUCACACCAUCUUUAUUGUGUAGUGGACCUAAAAAAAUAUUUAGAAAAUGGUGGCUAGUGUUAAUAGCCUGUGCAUUAGAUGUGGAAGCUAGCUGGCUCCUAGUACUAUCGCAGCGCUUCACCUCAGUACUUAGCUGACAGCUGCUAGCAUGUAGCGGGGUCGGAGCUGCAUUAGUUGGAGGGGCUUGGAGGGGUCAGAGGUUGGGUGUCGCUCAUGUUGCCGGAGCUACAUUAGGUCUUAUGGCCGUCGUGUGUGUCGUCUGGGCCGAUGUGGAGGGAGCUCCCACCGAUGGUAAAAAUCAACUAGUAGGCGACAUGCUCUGCUUAGGAGGUUCGCUCCUCUAUGCAAUAGUGACCGUGCUUCAAGAGAUAAUGCUCAAAACGCACUCGUGCGCAGAUUACCUAGCUCUCCUAGGUUUUAUAGGCAGUGUCCUAUCUUGCUCACAAACAUUUUUCUUAGAAUUCGGUGAACUAUUGACGUUCAACUGGUAUGAGAUUGAAACAAUAGUGCAGCUGGGAAGUUACUGCGGUGUUCAGACAAUAUUUCAGAUAUUACAAAGCUUCAUGCUGAGAGACGCCGGCUCCAUUAUACUGCAUCUGUCGUUCCUCUCUGCGGAUUAUUAUACUCUUAUCGCUGGAAUGUACAUAUUUCAGUUUAAGUUCCACGCGCUGUACUCGCUGUCGUACCUGCUGGCGCUGGUGGGCGUGUUCCUGUUCAGCGCCCGCCCCACCGGCGCCCCGCCCCCGCCCGCCCUGCCGCAGCUCGUCAGCGACUCCGUGCACUCGCAGGACAAUGUUUCUAUGGAAUUCACAGUGCCUACACUGGACUGUAUUCCGCUUUCCGAAGGACUCGAACCCCCGAUGAGCAGAGACACAACAUUUACAUCAUUUCUCGGAGGACAAACAAACAUGUCCAACAUUCCUAACGGUAACAUAACCGUUGGACACACAAAUGGCAUCAAUACAAAGGAACCAAUUCAAAACUAG
Messenger RNA from Melitaea cinxia (Glanville fritillary), 1194 nucleotides. Its product is annotated as solute carrier family 35 member F1-like. Gene Ontology annotation, molecular function: transmembrane transporter activity. The transcript has 6 exons. Gene Ontology annotation, cellular component: membrane. NCBI's taxonomy places the organism in Eukaryota, Metazoa, Arthropoda, Insecta, Lepidoptera, Nymphalidae. Gene Ontology annotation, biological process: transmembrane transport. The record is from RefSeq and is a predicted model, not a curated record.